This is a messenger RNA of Anastrepha obliqua, 576 nucleotides long. RefSeq lists its product as uncharacterized. NCBI's taxonomy places the organism in Eukaryota, Metazoa, Arthropoda, Insecta, Diptera, Tephritidae. The coding region runs from base 1 to 576 and encodes 191 amino acids. The transcript is spliced from 3 exons. The record is from RefSeq and is a predicted model, not a curated record.
AUGGAAGCAGAAUUGGACAAAUUAAGAGUAGUAUUGCUUCAACAGGAAGGAGAGUUGAACCUAUUAAGGCAACAAAAUCAACAACAACAACAACAACUGCAACAACAACAACCAAUCCAGUGGCUGUCAAACAAAGAUAUCAUCCAGCAGUUUCGCCAGCUAAGGCAGCUCGACGACCAACAUGAUGUGUUAGCCUUUAUAAAAUCUGUGGAGUUCCUCAUGACAUUAUGCCAGGGAAACGCAUUACUGAUCCAGUUUGGCACUAGCAUAGUCGCUAAUGAAAAGGUGUCGGGAACAGCAGCAAAUUUCAUCAGACAAUUGGGGAUGGAGCCUAGCUGGGACCAAAUGAAGACCAAACUGAUGGAGCAAAUGCGACCCAGGACGACCUACGAGGACGUAUUCGAUAAAUGCAGAUUCAUCAAAAUAACGUUGACACUCCUCAUCAUGUGCCUGCUGCCAACACUGUCGACGGCAAUGAUCAACAUAACCCCGAUCCAGGCUGAAACCGGAUUCAUAUCGCUGGGGGAAACGAAAUUAUUAAAACUAAAUGAGGAACAAAACAUUGCCGAAACUUGA